This is a messenger RNA of Colletotrichum abscissum, 963 nucleotides long. Its product is annotated as rare lipoprotein A. The transcript has a single exon. NCBI's taxonomy places the organism in Eukaryota, Fungi, Ascomycota, Sordariomycetes, Glomerellales, Glomerellaceae. The coding region runs from base 1 to 963 and encodes 320 amino acids. The record is from RefSeq and is a predicted model, not a curated record.
AUGAAGCAAUCCAUUCUCUUGUUGGCCGCCUCGGCCGCUCACAUGGCCUUCGCCAAGCCCGUCAAGUCCUGCUCAGCCAAGCCGCGUAGCACCACCGUCCUCACCUUCUACGUCACCCCGACCUACGGAGGCCCGACCAUGACCCCCAUCCCGACGGCGCCGGUCGUGCAACCUACUCCCGUCGAACCCCCCGUCGAGAGCUCCGUCGAAAGCUCCGCCCCCGUCGAGACUCCCGUUCAGAUGCCAUCGGUCAUCGCAACGACCGCAUCGGCCUCGGCUACCGUGGUGGAGCAGGCUGCCCCAUCGUCGAGCAGCAGCAGUGCCAGCACCCCGGCCUCAUCCUCGACGCCGAUCGGCAGUGGUGGAACCAAGCAGGGCAAGUCGACCUUUUACGGCGGUAACACCUCUGGCGGCAUGUGCUCCUUCUCGACCUAUACCAUCCCCUCCGGCCUCUACGGCACUGCCUUCUCCGGCCAGGCUUGGGAUUCUGCCGCUCACUGCGGUGCUUGCGUCAAGGUCACUGGACCCAAUGGCAACAGCAUCACAGCCAUGGUUGUAGACCAGUGCCCCGAGUGCGACGAGGGCCACCUCGAUCUGUUCCAGGAUGCCUUCACGCAGCUCGGAACCGUCUCCGAGGGCAUCAUUUCGACUUCGUACGAGUUUGUUGAGUGCGGUAUCACUUCGCCGAUCAAGCUCCACAACAAGACUGGCACUUCUGCCAACUGGUUCUCCAUGCAAGUGCUGAACCACAACGAGCCCGUGGCGAAGCUCGAAGUCAGCACGGAUGGCGGAAGCACUUGGCAGGCGACCAACCGCCAGCCGUACAACUUUUUCGAGAACUCGAGCGGUUUCGGAACCGAGACCGUCGACGUUCGCGUCACGAGCGAGUCGGGAAAGACUAUCACUGUCAACAGCGUCAGCGUCGCCGCCGAUUCCGAAAAGGAGGCGUCAUCCAACUUCUAA